UACAUGCAUUGUAAGUGCGCGCGCAUAUCUCAUCUUCCAAAAGCUCUACCUUCGGGACUACCGCUCCUGCCCAUCGAGCACUCCCCGCGCAUGCCACGAGCAGGACGACCUCGGCGCCACCUGCGGCCCUUGCGCACCAUCGGCGCUCGUCGACGCGUUCCCCAACGCGUCAAACUUCCGACCACAUCAUAGACUCACUAAUCAGCACCUUCAGCGCGCUCAGCGAACACGGACGACGAUGGGGAACGCGAGCAAGAGUAUG
Messenger RNA from Schizophyllum commune H4-8, 262 nucleotides. RefSeq lists its product as uncharacterized. NCBI's taxonomy places the organism in Eukaryota, Fungi, Basidiomycota, Agaricomycetes, Agaricales, Schizophyllaceae. The coding region runs from base 4 to 192 and encodes 62 amino acids. The transcript has 2 exons. The record is from RefSeq and is a predicted model, not a curated record.